AUGCCCCCAAUUCGCGACAAAUUCACCAUCCACUCCAAAGCCGUCGUCUGCCAAGAUGUCGAGCUCAAGGGUGACAUCACCAUCGGCGCAGGCACCAUAGUCCAUCCAAAGGCUACCAUCUUUGCCAUUGCAGGGCCUAUUGUCAUCGGUUCAGGAUGCAUAAUUGAGGAGGGUGCCAUCAUCGUCAACCGACGGAAGGAAGUUAUGCGAAUAGGCGAUGAUAACCUCUUUGAGAUCGGCUGUCGCGUCGAGUCCCCAAGCAUUGGCAGCUUCAACACAGUCUCUGCUCGCGCCCGUGUACAUCACACGGUCCGUAUAUCAUCUCACUGCGUCAUCGGUGCCGCCUGCCUUGUCGUUCCUGUCGAUGACGAGAUCCUCGAUGAGUACACCGUCAUCUACGGUCCCGCCGCUGAGCGUCGUGUGUGGAGUGGUCGCGGCAGAGUCCAGGAGGCGGACCUUCGUCGGAAGCAUGCAGAAUAUCUCAGAGAGAUGCUGCCGAAGUUCAACCGUCUACGUCGAGGAGAUGGCGCGUGA
Molecule: messenger RNA, 534 nt
Organism: Postia placenta MAD-698-R-SB12
Lineage: Eukaryota; Fungi; Basidiomycota; Agaricomycetes; Polyporales; Adustoporiaceae
Exons: 5
Coding region: 1-534 (177 amino acids)
Biological process (GO): mitotic spindle organization
Cellular component (GO): dynactin complex
Molecular function (GO): dynein complex binding
Source: RefSeq, a predicted model, not a curated record